This is a messenger RNA of Kockovaella imperatae, 1909 nucleotides long. Its product is annotated as UDP-glucose dehydrogenase. The transcript is spliced from 17 exons. Bases 165 to 1571 code for a protein of 468 amino acids. Lineage: Eukaryota; Fungi; Basidiomycota; Tremellomycetes; Tremellales; Cuniculitremaceae. The record is from RefSeq and is a predicted model, not a curated record. Gene Ontology annotation, cellular component: nucleus; cytosol. Gene Ontology annotation, biological process: glycosaminoglycan biosynthetic process. Gene Ontology annotation, molecular function: NAD binding; UDP-glucose 6-dehydrogenase activity.
AGAGAGAAAGAUUCGAGAACGGGACGGGGUAUAUUUUAGAACCAUCUCUCCCCCCAUCUCAUCUUUCUAUCUCUCUCUUCUCUCUUCUCUACAUCUCUCUCAUUCAAAUACUCACUUGACCACUCACUCACUCAUCCAUCCAUCCACAAGACACUCUCUCCAAGAUGGCUCCCAUCCAAGUCAAGAAGAUCUGUUGUAUCGGUGCUGGAUACGUCGGUGGACCCACCUGUGCUGUCAUUGCUGCCAAGUGCCCCCACAUUGAAGUCACCAUUGUCGAUCUCAACAAGGCCCGUAUCGACGCCUGGAACUCUGACCACUUGCCCAUCUACGAGCCCGGUCUCGAUGAAGUCGUCAAGGGCGCUCGAGGCAAGAACCUCUUCUUCUCCACCGAUGUCGACAAGGCUAUCGCCGAGGCAGACCUCAUCUUCGUCUCCGUCAACACCCCUACAAAGAAGUCUGGUAUCGGUGCCGGAUUCGCCGCCGACUUGAACUACCUCCAACUCGCUACCCGACGAAUCGCCGAGGUUUCCACUUCCUCCAAGAUUGUCGUUGAAAAGUCGACCGUUCCAUGCAGAACUGCCGAUGCCAUGCGAACCAUCCUCGAGGCCAACUCCAAGGAGGGCUGCAAAUUUGACAUUCUCUCCAACCCUGAAUUCCUUGCCGAGGGAACCGCCAUUGCCGAUCUCUUCGCUCCUGACCGUGUCCUCAUCGGAUCCCUCCAGACUCAAUCCGGUCUCGACGCUUGCCAAGCCCUCAUGAGCGUCUACGCCAACUGGGUCCCCAAAGAGAGAAUCUUGACCGUCGGACUUUGGUCCUCUGAGCUCUCCAAGCUCGCUGCCAACGCCAUGUUGGCUCAGCGUAUCUCUUCCGUCAACGCCUUGUCCGCCAUUUGCGAAGCUACCGGAGCUAGCAUUGACGAAGUCGCUUACGCCGUCGGACGAGACUCUCGAGUCGGACCCAAGUUCCUCAAGGCGUCCGUUGGUUUCGGAGGAUCUUGUUUCCAGAAGGAUAUCCUCAACUUGGUCUACCUCUCCGAGUCGCUUCACUUGCCCGAGGUUGCCAGAUACUGGCGUGCAGUUGUUGAGAUGAACGAACACCAGAAGGACCGAUUCGCCCGAAAGGUCGUCGACACCUUGUUCAACACCAUCACCGGCAAGAAGAUUGCCAUGCUCGGAUGGGCCUUCAAGAAGGACACCGGUGACACCCGAGAGUCUCCCGCCAUUAGCAUUGCCAACCACUUCCUCUCUGAGAAGGCCAGGAUCACCUGCUACGACCCUCAGGUCACUUCUGAGCAGAUGUGGCUCGACUUGACCGACUACGGUUCCAUCCCCGCCGAGCCCAUCAAGCCCCACUUCAGCGUCUGCCAGAGCGCCGAGGAAGCCUGUGCCAAUGCAGAGGCCAUUGUCAUCUGUACCGAAUGGGAUGAGUUCAAAGAGCUCAACUGGGAGAAGAUCUACGAGAACUGCCCCCGACCUGCCUUUGUCUUUGACGGUCGAUUGAUGCUCGACCGAAAGAGACUCCAGAAGAUUGGAUUCACCGUCGUUACCAUUGGAACUGGUGACAGACUCUAGGUGCCAUACCUACCUUCAAACUCUCUCUCUCUCCUCUUGCAUAACCCCGGAGCUUUCUCCCCAUUGGACGAACUCCUAUUUCCUCUAACAACCGAUUCUCCCUCAUUGACAUCCUUUUACUCGUUUCCAACCUCUCUUCCGGUAACUUAUUAGACAUCAUUUCUUUUUUAUCUGGAUUCGCAUAUCCCGCCCGGUCCGGAUCGGUCAAGCGGAGGAUGAGGAUUUUCCUUUUGCUGGCUGCGUGACAGGAGGGCUGGCAGAAACCAGUCGAAUCCACGACAUUGACAUCGUGGAGGACCAAGACACAUAGAUAUCAUGCAUCAUAUUCUAGAAUCCGU